Messenger RNA from Pochonia chlamydosporia 170, 354 nucleotides. RefSeq lists its product as hypothetical. NCBI's taxonomy places the organism in Eukaryota, Fungi, Ascomycota, Sordariomycetes, Hypocreales, Clavicipitaceae. The coding region runs from base 1 to 354 and encodes 117 amino acids. The transcript has a single exon. The record is from RefSeq and is a predicted model, not a curated record.
AUGAGGAAUGAAGAACAGGCUGUGGCAGGCAAGAAGACAGAGGCCCCGACGGACGCCACUGAGUCCACUGCCGCACCGACCGAAAUAUUGAAUCCUAGCAAAACGCCAAUAAACUCUGAUGCAUGUCGCAAGAGUCGAAGAGUCUGGUCUGGCGUGCUCCGUAUCCCACUCUAUCCAUGGCUAUGGCUUUGGCUUGACCAGCCCGAGAGUGUCAAAGCUCGAAUGCUGGGAGCAGCAGUUCGUGUUGGAAGGUUUGGAAGGUCGUUCGUGUGGAAGAGCAGAUCUGCUCGGCUGUUCUUUGGUGGCGCAAGGGUGGCAUGGCCUCAUGUUGACGGAAAAGUUAGUUGCAUUUGA